UGAAGACAGUUUAUAAACAAUAUGUGAGGAAGGGUUAACCCCGUAGACCAGCUCUGCCCACAUGGAAACAAACCUCUACCCUGUUAACUGUCUGCACAAAGAAAAGGUAUGCUAAUGACUUUGGUUUAGAAUGUGAACUCAGAUUAGUUAUAAUUGUUGUCAAUGUUAGGAAUAAAAACUGGAGACAAUUUGUUGUGCUGUUAUGCUCAGGUUAAAAUUUCAGAUGUAUUUAAUGUUUCUUUAAUAUGUUCUACACAAAUCAAUCGCAGACGAACAUCACUGAUGGACUGCAGUAUCAGGGAUUACUGGGAUUAGUGUUGUUUUCCAUUGUAACUACAGUGCCAUGCUGUGUGUUUCUCUGCAUUAAUGGGACCCUGUUAUUCACCUUAAGGAGUAAACCAGUGUUUCAUGAGACCUCCCGUUAUAUUCUUCUGUAUAACCUCCUUUUUGCAGACACUGUACAGUUGGCACUGAGCCAGCUACUGUACCUACUAUCUGCUUGUAGAAUAAUGCUGACGUAUCCUGUGUGCGGUGCUCUAAUCCUCCUCAGCAGUCUCACACACAAAAUCUCCCCUCUCACACUGGUGGUGAUGUGUUUUGAGAGAUAUGUCGCUGUGUGCUACCCACUGAGGCACGCUACCAUCGUCACUGUCAGAAACACAGGGGUGGCCAUCAUUGUGGUUUGGGCCUUCAGUUUACUAAAUGUCCUCACUCGAGUUAUUUUGCUGUUAAAUUUUUCAUUUGAAGAAUUGCAGAGCCCGCAGAUGACAGACUUUUGUGGCAAAAAUAAUAUGUUGCUUGAUGCAAUGUCUGAUCUUUAUGACAAAGUGUCUACUUAUUUUAUGUUUGUAUCAUCUGGCAUGGUAAUCGCUUCUUCCUAUGUUGGUGUGAUGAUAGCAGCCAGAUCGGCCUCCACAGACAAAGCUUCAGCCCGUAAGGCUCGUAACACACUGUUGCUGCAUCUGGUGCAGCUGGGCCUCAGUCUCUCCUCAACUAUACAUAAUCCCUUGCUUUUGUCUAUCUCCAAAAAACUAGACAGGGUCAUAAUUGUGCACAUCCAGAUUGUUAUUUAUGUUUGUGUUAUCAUCCUUCCCAAAUGUCUGAGUGCUCUCAUCUAUGGUCUCAGAGAUCAGACCAUCAGACCUGUCCUUAUGUACAACCUUUGUUGUCAGAGGAGAUGCUCAUCUUUGUUCUAAGUCAUCCAAACCAAGGCUAAAAUUGGCAAACUUGUCACUUAACAUAUGUAACUUCCUAACAAAUCUCCAUUUAUUCAACUUAGUAGAGAAUGCGCAGUGUGAAGAUUUCAUUUUAAAAAGUCAAGUGAAAUUUGCUGAUGCUAUUCAUGAUCUGUUGUAUAUAAACUAUGUACUAUACCCCCUCUUUCUGACUGUGUAUGUCACAAGAAGAUAUGACAUCUGACUUCUAGAAAAUCAUCUUUUCUAUUAUUGACAAUUGGAUAUUUAUGUUUACCAGUCAUAGACCAUUGAGUUAAAAUGCAAAGUGUGUAUGUGUUAAUUUAUAAAUGGAAACUAUCUGCAUGGGCAGAUACCACUACAGGGAAGUGAGAAAAUGUUGUGUUUUUUGGGUGAACCAACUCUUCAACAUAAUGUUGCAUGACUACGUGUCAUCAUUUAAUAUUAGCAUUUUAUCAUGUUCACAUUCAGCACGUAACCUGUGUAUAGUGUAUGUCAUCAAGUGCAUUAAAUGGUUGUUUGCUAAUA
Messenger RNA from Siniperca chuatsi (mandarin fish), 1721 nucleotides. Its product is annotated as odorant receptor 131-2-like. Gene Ontology annotation, molecular function: G protein-coupled receptor activity. Lineage: Eukaryota; Metazoa; Chordata; Actinopteri; Centrarchiformes; Sinipercidae. Bases 246 to 1196 code for a protein of 316 amino acids. The transcript has a single exon. Gene Ontology annotation, cellular component: membrane. Gene Ontology annotation, biological process: G protein-coupled receptor signaling pathway. The record is from RefSeq and is a predicted model, not a curated record.